Molecule: messenger RNA, 1787 nt
Organism: Acomys russatus (golden spiny mouse)
Lineage: Eukaryota; Metazoa; Chordata; Mammalia; Rodentia; Muridae
Gene: Calhm2
Product: calcium homeostasis modulator family member 2
Exons: 2
Coding region: 381-1352 (323 amino acids)
Molecular function (GO): monoatomic cation channel activity
Source: RefSeq, a predicted model, not a curated record
AUGCUAGGGGGAUACCAAGGCUACCGUACAAAGACUCCUGAGAAUGGGUAACAUGGCAGCCAACUGAGGCCACCUGGCAGGAACUUAGGCAACCCUGGCUACCACCAUUUCCAUGGAGGCCCUGAGCUGCUGCUUCUUUCUCCACCUGCUUGAUCACAGCAGCACCCCUCAGCCUGUGCUCAGAGGCAAACAUUUAUCAGUCAUCUGUGUUUCACAGGAAGCACCAGUUCAGCCGACUGUAGGCGACAAAAUGGCAUAAUCAUGCUCUGCCGACCGACAUCCUCCUGCCUGCGUUCCUUCCUAGUCUCACCAGAAGCCAUUGGUGGUUCUGUGCUCGCCUGCGUUCUCUUAAGCAUCCCAUCCCUAGCUCACUAGUCACCAUGGCAGCCUUGAUCGCGGAAAACUUCCGCUUCCUGUCUCUCUUCUUCAAGAGCAAGGAUGUGAUGAUUUUCAAUGGGCUGGUGGCCCUGGGCACAGUGGGCAGCCAGGAGCUGUUCUCUGUGGUGGCUUUCCACUGCCCCUGCUCGCCUGCCCGGAACUACCUGUAUGGGCUGACAGCCAUUGGUGUGCCUGCUCUCGCACUCUUCCUCAUCGGAGUCAUCCUCAACAACCACACCUGGAACCUAGUUGCCGAGUGCCAGUAUCGGAGGGCCAAGAACUGCUCCGCUGCGCCCAACUUCCUCCUCCUGAGCUCCAUCUUGGGCCGUGCUGCCGUGGCUCCUGUCACUUGGUCCGUCAUCUCCCUGCUUCGAGGGGAGGCCUACGUCUGUGCUCUCAGUGAGUUUGUGGAUCCCUCCUCGCUUACAGCUGGAGACGAAGGCUUCCCCCUAGCUCAUGCCGCAGAGAUCCUAGCCAGGUUCCCUUGUGGAGAGGGCCCUGCCAACCUGUCGGGCUUCCGAGAGGAGGUCAGCCGCAGGCUCAAGUACGAGUCUCAGCUCUUUGGAUGGCUGCUCAUUGGUGUGGUGGCCAUCCUGGUGUUCCUGACCAAGUGCCUCAAACACUACUGCUCGCCACUCAGCUACCGCCAAGAGGCCUACUGGGCACAGUACCGCACCAACGAGGACCAGCUGUUCCAGCGCACAGCCGAGGUGCACUCGAGGGUGCUGGCUGCCAACAACGUGCGACGCUUCUUUGGUUUUGUGGCCCUCAACAAAGAUGAUGAAGAGCUGGUCACCAAGUUCCCGGUGGAAGGCACACAGCCACGCCCACAGUGGAAUGCUAUUACUGGGGUCUAUUUGUACCGUGAGAACCAAGGCCUCCCGCUCUAUAGCCGUCUGCACAAGUGGGCCCAGGGCCUGACGGGUAAUGGCACAGCCCCUGACAAUGUGGAGAUGGCGCUGCUCACCCCUUAAGAGCCUGCUUCUUCGCUCUUUUCACAAGUGGAACUGCUUAAUCCCAAAGUAACCCCCAUGGCAUGCUUACCUCGGCAUUAGGUCAUUUUUCUCAGGCAUAGACCAAGGGGACAUUAACAACUAGUAGUUUGUAAAGAUCCCUGUGGACCACAUGGCCCUGAGGUUGGGGGGUGGGGGGCAGGAGGGGUGGGAGGACUGACUUCCCAGACCUGCUGAAAUCAUGGCCACCAGCGCGCUCUGUUCACAGCUACAGGAAGAUUUUUCUAGAGCUGGUCUUUAACUAUGAUGUGGGUGAUCUUUGGUGGGCCUUCAAGCUGAGAAGCAUCAGCUGGUGGAGCCUGGUGACAGUGUUCUACCCACUGGGGGCGGCUAUUAUGGUAUAGUACACUUUGUGCAGUUAAUUUGUGUCUAACUGCAUAGGGCAGCAUAGUUCCU